AUGCACAAAACCAGCAGGAUGCACUUUCUACCCAUCAGGCCGACCUCCAAGAGGGACCUGUGCAUCAUCGUAGCAGUCUUUGUUACUGUUGUGUUAUUCCUGCAUAACCCAUUUCUUGGCCAAAUCCGUCGGCCGGGAGGCACAUCUUCGUCAACAAGUUUAAUGAGCGCGAUCCAAAACCGCACAUUAGGCUUUCAAAAGAUUUUCGUUGUCGGCCUUCCAAGCCGGACAGAUCGCAGAGAUGGUAUGAUUCUGCAGGCUGCGCUGAGCGAGAUUGAGAUCGACUUUGUCGACGGUGUUCCUGGCAACACCGUAGUCGAUAAGGCGAUACCCAAGACGAGCGAGCAUGACCGCUUGCACGAUGGAGCCAUAGGCUGUUGGCGCGGCCACAUGAGUGCGCUCGAGGAAAUCGUUCGCCACAAUCUGUCUUCAGCCCUCAUUCUCGAGGACGAUGUCGACUGGGACAUCAGAAUCAGGCAGCAAUUGCACGACUUUGCUCUCUCAGCUCAGACGCUUACUCAGCCCCUGUUCGAUGGACCUUCAACAUAUGCUGACCCGACAUACCCGAGGCCGUCGGAAAACUCACCGGAGGUCGUACCGGACAUCCCCUUUAAUUUUCUCCCAGCUACUGUGGCGCCAAAGACUUCACCGUACGGAGACGACUGGGACCUCCUUUGGAUCGGCCAUUGUGGCAUGCACUUCCCGUUCCGGGACAACAAGAUUAUGCCAAAGGCUCGCGUCAUCCGCUCCAACGACGUGACGGUCGCUCCCAAGAAGAAUCUAUGGACGUUCAACAUUCCGUUCACUCUGAAGGAGACGUACCCGGAGCAUACGCGGGCAUACCACCACGUUCAGGAGGGUGUCUGCACCCUGGGCUAUGCGGUCAGCCAAAAGGGCGCGCGAAAGCUCCUACACGAGGUGGCUUUGAAGGACGUCAGCGAUGCGUACGACAUCCUCCUGAGAUUCUUUUGCGAGGGCGCCAAGGGGCGGAGACCACACAACUGCUUGACGACACAACCGGCUUUGUUCCACCAUCACCGACCGGCUGGUCCCAACAGUGCGAUGAGCGACAUUGGGAAUCACGGUGAUGGGUUCAGAGAUGUCAGUAUGACGGAUAUGGUGAGAUGGAGUGUACGUUUGAACGCCGAUGCGCUGCUGGAAGGGAGGACGGAUUUCUUUGAUCAAUAUCCUGAUGAUAAGUAA
Molecule: messenger RNA, 1203 nt
Organism: Colletotrichum orchidophilum
Lineage: Eukaryota; Fungi; Ascomycota; Sordariomycetes; Glomerellales; Glomerellaceae
Exons: 3
Coding region: 1-1203 (400 amino acids)
Source: RefSeq, a predicted model, not a curated record